This is a messenger RNA of Menidia menidia (Atlantic silverside), 786 nucleotides long. NCBI's taxonomy places the organism in Eukaryota, Metazoa, Chordata, Actinopteri, Atheriniformes, Atherinopsidae. The record is from the annotation of a GenBank genome assembly.
AUGGGAGUCGAAGGUUGUACCAAAUGCAUCAAGUACAUGCUUUUCUUUUUCAACUUCAUCUUCUGGCUCGCCGGUGGGGUUGUCUUGGGUGUGGCCCUUUGGUUGAGACAUGAAAACAAGAUCAGCAGCCUGCUGGAGCUGGAGUUGGAUGGAACACAGGCCCCCAAUACCUUCUACAUCAGUGUCCACAUUCUGAUUGCAGUCGGUGCAGUGAUGAUGGUGGUCGGCUUCCUCGGGUGUUACGGCGCCAUUCAGGAGUCCCAGUGUCUGUUAGGAACAUUCUUUGCCUGCCUUGUGAUCCUGUUUGCCUGUGAAGUUGCUGCUGGAAUCUGGGGUUACAUGCACAAGGACACGGUCUCAAAGGAUAUGAUCACCUUCUACGACUCCGUAUACGACAAAGCCAUGACACCUACCUUGAGUGACCAGGAGUCGAAGAAGGCCGUUGGUCACGUGCUCAAGGUCUUCCACGAGACGCUAAACUGCUGUGGAAAGGGCACGGGGAGCUCAUUCUUCACACAGCUGACAGACAAGCUCGGCAUCAGCGACCUCUGCCCCAACCAGCAGUACUCCAUCAGCUGCCACAGCAGGAUCCAGGAGCUAUUCUCAGAUAAGAUUUACCUGAUUGGAAUAGCUGCCCUCAUCAUCGCAGUUAUUAUGCUCUUCGAGAUGAUUUUCAGCAUGGUUUUGUGCUGUGGGAUCCGCAACAGUCCGGUGUACUGAAGUGACCGAGUGCCAACUCAUUCGCCGAAGGACGAAGUGAUGACCACACACUCAGCGUCUCUCUUA